This is a messenger RNA of Sclerotinia trifoliorum, 2613 nucleotides long. The record is from the annotation of a GenBank genome assembly. Lineage: Eukaryota; Fungi; Ascomycota; Leotiomycetes; Helotiales; Sclerotiniaceae.
UCGAGGUUUCUCAUACUCAGAUCAAAAAUAGAAUUAUUAAGUUCAUGCGACAACCAGGUGAACCAACUUCUUGACGUCGAAACUUUGACUUGAUUAAUACUAGCUGAUAAACCUUCUCUUUUUUUGUAUAUGCUUAUUGGCAGAUAUAUUAGUUCAUAUUCAUACACUUUGCGCUUCAUCGAUCAAAGUUUUUUCUUCAUCGCAAUACGCACCUUGUACACUAUGAGUGGGGUGAAAUCAUCAUCCCGAUAGCUUCAAUAAGACGCUGUCAUGUAUUUGUCGACCGUGAAACUUGAUGCCGAGGCCAUAUCCUUUCUCAGUAUACCGAUACAUCCGUCAAUAACUGAGCCAAAUGUAUAUAUCACCGGCGAUUCUCAGAUUCAACGUUGGUCGUCACUGAUUGGGAUCGUCACGGCAAUUGUGGGAAAUAUCCUCAUAUCUUUCGCCCUAAACAUACAGCGAUAUGCGCAUAUCAGAUUACACGAUGGCGAGAUACGACGGAAAGAAAGGCUGAGGGCUAUUUCGAAAUCUGCGGGUGGCUACGGAACAGGUGUGAACGGAAAUCGGAUCGAUGAAGAGGAAUAUGAAGCAGGUGAAGAGGAACCUCUACUACAAUCUUUCCACUCCCAAAACUCUCAGUCUUCGACUUCCACAGAGGAUGAUCAUGGGGGUAAAAAAUCUACAUAUUUACAAUCUCCAUACUGGUGGGGGGGUAUUGUCUUAAUGACGAUUGGAGAGCUGGGGAAUUUUUUGGCAUAUGGCUUUGCGCCGGCAUCAAUUGUUUCUCCUUUGGGUGUCGUCGCCUUGAUAUCCAAUUGUGUGAUAGCUCCCAUCAUGUUAAACGAACAAUUCCGGCUCAGGGAUUUCUGGGGGGUAGUAGUUGCGGUUGCUGGUGCUGUCACAGUUGUGUUGAGUGCUAAGCAAGAGGAAAAGAAAUUUGGACCCCAUGAAAUUUGGGGAGCCAUUACCACCACAGAGUUUGAACUUUAUAUGGGUAUCACAGUAGUUUUAAUCGCAAUCUUGAUGUGGGCAAGCCCGAGAUAUGGCAGGAAAACGAUACUGGUCGAUCUUGGGCUCGUGGGGUUAUUUGGUAAGUUUUCAUCAUCACACACUAGUCAUACCCACACUCACCAUUUCUAGGAGGGUAUACGGCUCUUUCUACCAAGGGUGUUUCUUCGAUGCUCUCUUCUACUCUAUGGAGAGCUUUAACGACUCCAGUCACAUAUUUCUUAGUGCUUGUUCUGGUCGCUACUGCCAUCAUGCAGGUUAGAUAUUUGAAUAGGGCUCUUCAACGUUUUGAUUCAACUCAAGUAAUUCCUGUCCAAUUCGUCAUCUUCACCUUAUCAGUCAUCACUGGCAGCGCAAUUCUUUAUCGUGAUUUCGAAAAAGUCACCAGUGAGAAUGCAGUAAAAUUUAUUGGAGGCUGUUUGUUGACAUUUUUCGGCGUAUGGCUCAUUACUAGCGGUAGACCACCGCAUGAUGAAGAUGAAGAUGAAGAUGAGAGUGAGGUGGAUAUUGAGGGGGAAGAAGAAAGGAUCAGACUUGCCCCUCAGGAAGCUCCUGGUGAUGAAGCUUUAUAUCAUAAUGGAUCACGGAAACAGUCUAGUCUUCAGCCGAAUUCUAAGCCAAGUCUCAUCCAUGAUGGUGAUGGAUCAGUUGAUGAGGAGGCAAUCCAGCACUCGCGGAGGUCAUCACAUGUCAGCUUUGCGAAACCAACAUCACGACCACAAACACCACAAAGACCGUCAUCAAAGCAUCCAGCAGUGCGGCUGCAUACCCCGGGCUUGUCUGAUGAGCGGUCUGCAAGUGUUGAUAAUCCUUUACCUUCAAAUCCAUGGGUGGAUUCCAAUGAAAAUCUACUACAAACACCAAGACAUCCGGGAAUACAAACGAGCAUUUCCUCUCCCGUCCUUCCCUCCGAGGCCCAAUCACCACCUCCCUUGAGACCACCUACUACUAGAAAUAAUACGCAAUCCCACUUUCAUACCCCUCCAAGUCAGCAGAAUAGCCCUUCACCACCCCAAGCAGAACAAUCAAUGACCCCAGCAAGUUAUUCGAUAGCCCGCAUGCUUCCUGGUCCAUUAUUAUCGCCCCUUUCCGGUGGGUUAAGUGUGGUAAUAGCAGACUCAUUAAGACGUGGAGUUGAUUCUCCUCGCAGCAAAUCACAAAGACGACCACAACCCGAUCUUCGAAGAUCCAAAUCGAUAUCUCAAAGACUUAUCCAAGCAAGUGAAGGUACAGUUGAUGAUGAGGAUGUUGAUGCACCUCUGAAGGAUAAUGAAGCAGCACAAGAUGUGGAAGAAGGUGAAUCAUUCCAGCGUUCAAUAAGAACACGAGCUCGAAGCUUAAGUAAUACACUUGGAGAGUUUUUAAGAGGCAGAUCAAGAGAUGAGAGGGUUGAUGAUGAAGAGGCAGGUCCAAGCGGACCGUAAGUUGGAAUUGUUUUUAGUGCAUUGAUUUUGGUGAAUGGUAAUUGGUUACAUUAGCAUUAGGGUUGGGUAUUCUCAGAGCGUGGCGCAAUGAAGCGAGGCAAUCCAUACAGUGUUUGACGUAGUGAAGCGAGUAUAUAAAAGUGUGAUUGUAUACCUAUUCAAAUGAGAUUUUCUCCUCAUG